AUGCUCUGUAUUUCUUACUGUGUUUGUUUUUCUAGGGAGACAUUCAAAAUGGAUAACUGGAAACCUCUUCUGGUUCUUCUCUUUGUAUGCACCUUCUGCUCUAUGGAUGCACAGCAGACUGCAGCUUGCAGAAAAGCCACGUUGGCAGAUGUUGUCUUUUUAGUGGAUACUUCAACAAGUGUUGCCCAGGAAAACUUUCAGAAAGUGAUUAAAUUCCUCUCCUCAUUGGUCUCAAGUCUUGACAUCGGCCAUGAUGCAGUCCAAGUUGGGCUGGCACAAUACAGUGAUGAAACUUACCAAGUGUUCUUGCUGAAUCAGUAUUUAUCGAAAACUAAUGUUCUGGAGCAGAUUGGGAAUUUACCAUAUAAGGGUGGAGAAACUUACACAGGGAGAGCUCUGGAUUUUGUCAGCACAACGUAUUUCAAUGAAUCUGCUGGUAGCAGAGCUAAGGUUUAUGUCCCACAGUUAAUGAUUCUUAUCACAAGUGGAGAAUCCAGUGAUGAAGUAGAAUUGCCUGCCAAGAAACUGAGGCACAGAGGCAUUUCCAUUUAUGUUGUUGGAGUUGGUGUCCAGAAUACAUCCGAGCUUCAGCAAAUAGCCAGCAAACCUUUUGAUAAAUAUCUGUAUAGCAUCGAUAGUUUCGAUGACCUUCCAGAUCUCUCCACAAGGCUUUUGAAAAACUUCUGCUUUGCAAUUGAAAGCCAGAUUGAAGCAUUUGCAAAACAAUAUGCUGAUAUUAUUUUCCUUAUUGACUCCGCUGAGACCAUGAAGCAUUCAGCAUCUGAGGGAGUAAAACGUUUAAUCUCCCAAAUAGUCAGACAGCUAGAUGUUGGGAUUAACGAGUAUAGGAUUGGCCUAGCUCAGUUUAAUGGUGUAGGGCAGGUGGAGUUUUUGCUGAACACUCAUGAAAAGAAAGAAGAGGUCCUUGACCACAUUCAGCGCACCAUUGCAUUCACUGGAGACUCAUCGCAGGAUGGAAUUGCCGUGGAGUUUUUGCAGGAAACCUUUUUUACGGACAGUGCUGGAAGCCGGAUCAACGAAGGCACUCCACAGGUUGUAGUGGUCUUCACGUCCUCUGGAUCCAGAAAAAAUAUCAUGGAGGCAGCCUGGAUGUUAGAGGAGUUGGGGGUGAAAAUUGUCACAGUUGAUGUUGGAUACUUUGACAGGGUAGAAACAACGGUGAGCUACCCCUCUAAUGCGACUUACCAUGUUUAUGAAGCAAAGAGCUUUGAGUAUGUGCAACAGAGCAUUGUUACUGAUGUGGAAACCUCACUCCAGAAUCUUUAUGAACUCGAUCAAAUGGCGCCAGCAGUGUGUUCCAGUGCAACUGUUGCAGACAUUGUGUUUCUUGUAGAUGAAUCCAGCAAAGUUGGGUCAAAAAACUUCCAGCUGAUCAGGGCAUUUCUCUUAAAAGUUGUUGAUGCCCUGGAUAUUGGUCCAAGGAAUGUAAGAGUUGGGCUAGUGCUGUACAGUGAUGAACCAAGACUAGAGUUCACCCUGAACACAUUCAAGGAUAAACUGGAAAUCCUGAACUACCUAAAGAAUUUACCAUAUCGAGGUGGACAAACAUACACUGGAGCAGCCAUUGAAUUUCUAAGGAAUAAGGUUUUUACUCGAGAGGCAGGCAGCAGGAAGAAACAAGGAGUGCAACAAAUUGCUGUAGUUAUCACUGAUGGUCAGUCCUUGGAUGAUUAUGCUAAACCAGCAUCUAAACUAAGACGUAAAGGUGUUACUGUCUAUGCUGUGGGCAUCCAGAAUACCUCAGAGAGCAGAAAGCUUGAUAAAAUUGCAACGUAUCCCCCAGGGAAUCAUGUCACCACCCUGAAGUAUUUUCUACAGCUGUCAAAUAUCAAAUGGAAAAUAAAGAAACAGCUUUGUAAUGAGAUUGUGAAAAAGACGUUUGUAGUCUCGUUACGAUCGCAGAAUCUGAAAAAAGGUUGUGUGGACACAGAGGAAGCUGACAUUUAUUUCUUGAUUGAUGGCUCUGGCAGCAUACAUCCAAGUGAUUUUGACGACAUGAAAACAUUUGUGAAUGAGACUAUCAGAAUGUUCCAAGUUGGUGCCAACAAUGUUCGUAUUGGUGUGGUUCAGUAUGCGUCUGAGUCAAGGACAGAAUUUGUGAUUGGCCAGUACAACCAAGUGGUGAUGUUAGUAGAGGCAAUUAAGAAUAUUAAUCAAAUAGGUGGAGGUACCAGAACUGGAAAUGCAUUAAUAUAUAUGAAAAGUCUGUUCCAAAUGGCAUUUAGGGAAAAUGUUCCACAGAUCCUGGUAGUGAUUACAGAUGGUCAAUCUGAAGAUAAGGUGAAGCAAGCAGCAAGUGAGCUGAGGCAACAAGGGAUCACUAUCUAUGCCAUCGGCAUCAAGGAAGCUGAUCAACAACAGUUGGAGGAAAUAGCAGAAACAAAAGAUAGAGUGUAUUUUGUGAAUGACUUUGAUUCCCUGAAAAAUAUUAAAGAUGGAAUUGUGCAAAAUAUCUGUUCAACAAAUGUCUGUAAAAAUGUGACAGCUGAUGUUGUUUUCCUUGUGGAUGGCUCAGAAAGUGUUCGUCCAGAUGACUUUCAGAAGGUAAAGGAUUUCAUGCAGUCCUUUGUGAACAACAUAAAUGUUGGGCUUGAUAAUGUUCGAAUUGGCGUGCUUCAGUUCAGCUCUAAAAUGAGAGAAGAGUUCCAGCUUGACAGAUACAACACUACAGCUGAUAUGCAGAGAGCCAUUCAGAAAAUGAAGCAGAUUAAAUCAGGAACACUGACUGGGAAAGCACUGACCCUUGCUGCCCCUUACUUUGAUCGACCUAGAGGAGGACGUCCUGAAUUGAAACAAUACCUAAUAGUGGUCACCGAUGGGGAAGCCCAGGAUUCUGUAAAAAAACCAGCCAGGGCCAUACGGAAGAAAGGCGUAACUAUAUUUGCUGUCGACAUGCUCCGUGCGAACAAUUCCCAGCUUUUGGAGAUUACCGGCAGUCAAGACAGAGUGUUCUUUGAGAGUGACAUUAACUUCAUACAAAAGCAGAUUCUCUUUGAAAUUUGUAAUCUACAGAAUUUGUGCAAGAGAGCAGAAGUUGCUGAUAUCAUCUUUGUAGUGCAUGGAUCAUCUGGUGUUACAGACCUGCAGUUCAAAAAUGUGCAUCGGCUGAUAGAAGCAGUAGUUAAUACCUCAGUGGUUGGGGUGGACAAAGUUCAGUUUGGUGUUGUGGUCUAUAGCUCUACGCCGGAGGUGUAUUUCUUGUUGAAUUCAUAUACCUCCAAAUCUCAGAUUAGAAAAAAAAUAUUCAACUUGAAGCCUCUGCCAGGCAAGCCCUUUACUGCAAGAGCUUUGAACUUUGCCAGGCAGAGAUUUGGUGUGAACUAUGGUGGACGUCCAUCGUCUCUUGCUGUCACUAGGAUCCUUGUUCUUAUUACUGAUGAACCAACUGUACCAUCAGAUAAAGCCAACCUUCCCAUGGCCAUAAAAGCUUUGAAGGAAGAUGAAAUCAACUUAUUUGCUGUUGGAAUAAGCAAAGCAAGCAGAGCAGAACUUAAAGAAAUUACUGAAGAUCAAGAAAGAUUAUUCUUUGCACAGAACUAUGAUGCACUGGGAAGCAUACAUAAAAACCUUACUCAAAUCGUGUGUGAGAAAUCUAAGCCAGUUUGCAGUGAACAAGUAGCAGACCUGAUGUUCUUGAUGGAUGGAUCAGGAAGCAUAUCAAAAAGUGACUUUUCUGUCAUGAAGACCUUCAUGAAGGAAGUUUUGGACAAUUUUGUUAUUUCUAGGAACAAAGUACAUGUUGGGGUAGUCCAAUACAGUGAAGAACCCCAGAAAGAAUUUUCUCUUAAUGAGUUCUAUAAUGACAUCAUCAUAAAGGAACGCAUCGACAGAAUCGAACAACUGAAAUCCUCUACAUACACUGGGAAAGCGCUGAGGUUUGUUCGUAGUCUUUUUGAGCCUGCCCAUGGAGGCCGCAAGAAGAGAGGAGUUUCACAGAACCUCAUUGUGAUUACAGACGGGCACUCUCAUGACGAUGUGGAGGAUGCAGCAGUGGCUUUGAGAAGCGAUGGGGUACAUGUCUUUGCAGUUGGCAUAGGGAUUAUAAAUGCCUUUGAUCUGCUUCGAACAGCUGGUGAUGCAAAGAGAGUGUUCACAGUGGAGAACUUUGAUGCCCUGAAAACCAUCAAGAGGACUGUUGUCAAUGAGCUCUGUGAAUACAAAGACAUUCCUAGCCAGGAUUGCAAUAUGGACCUUUCUAUAGGAAUUGAUAUUUCAAGGCAUACACGGCCAGCAUCUUCACUGCUUCUGAAACAGAAAUUGCAAACAUUCCUCCCCAAACUUUUACACCAAAUGAAAUCGCAGCCAAGUGUUUGUUGUAAAGCUGGCUUUCCAGUCAACAUUAGGUUCAAAUUUCAAGUAUUGGCACAGGCCAAAAAAUUAAUCUUUGAGUCUGAUUUUGAGGACUAUAAUGAAGGGAUCAUCCAGAAGUUCUUAGAUGCACAGGCCACAGUGGACACUUACCUGAAUGUGGACUUCUUACAGGCAAUUCAGGAGAAGUUCUUUAGUGCAACCUCUGCUAAAGUGAAGGUUCUGUUAGUGUUUUCAGAUGGACUGGACGAUGCACUGGAAGAUCUCAGAAAAGCAGCCAAUUCCUUCCGCUUCAAAGGCCUUGAUGCACUUCUAUUAGUUGGUCUGGACAAUACACAGAAUUUGACUGAACUUCGAGAAAUAGAGUUUGGCAGAGGUUUUGAAAACAACGGACCUCUGAGUAUUGAAUUUGCGGAUAUUGCACACAUCUUGCAGAACAGCCUUAAUACUGUUGCAGAAAGAAAAUGCUGUGAUGUUUUCUGUAAAUGCCUUGGAGAAAUUGGUGAACGUGGUGCCCGGGGAAUUCCUGGAAGUAAGGGAAGUGCAGGUUACAGAGGAAUUCCUGGUCAUCCUGGCGAGGAAGGUGGGAUUGGAGGCAGAGGUCCAAUUGGUUUCAAUGGGACUCGAGGAGACAGGGGAUGUACAGGUGCCAGAGGCCUUAAGGGCUACAGAGGUUAUCAGGGAAGUCAGGGUGAACACGGCGACGGUGGACUUGAUGGCAUUGAUGGAGAGCAGGGAGACAAUGGACCUCCUGGGCUUUCCGGAGAGAAAGGCAGCCCUGGAAAACGGGGCAGAAAAGGCCCCAGAGGAGAACCAGGUGAACGAGGAGAACCUGGUCUAAGAGGGGAUCAUGGAGAUCCUGGGAUUAACAAUAAUGUUCCUGGUCCUAAGGGUGAAAAGGGAAACUCAGCAUGGCAGGGAGACCCAGGACCACAUGGACUCCAAGGAGAGCAGGGUCAUGAUGGCCCUAAUGGAGCAGAAGGUCGAAGAGGCCCUCCAGGUGUAAAGGGUGGACAAGGAGCUGGGGAAGCAGGUUACCCAGGAGAUCCUGGUUUUAAAGGCCCACAGGGCCCAAAAGGACUACAAGGGAUCAGAGGACCUCCGGGACUCCAGGGCAUGCCAGGCCCUCCGGCUAGUCCGGGUCCCCCAGGUCUACCUGGCUCUGUUGGAAAGCUAGGUGCAAGAGGAGCAAAGGGUGAACCUGGUGAUCCUGGAGAGAAAGGACAUCUGGGACCAGCUGGACAGAGAGGUGUACGAGGCAUGGAUGGCAGAGACAUGCAUGGUCCUGAAGGGAGCAAAGGAGCAAAGGGAGAACCUGGAUUCAUAGGGUAUCCUGGUCCAGAGGGAGAAGAUGGAGACCCAGGUAUUCCAGGAGUUAAAGGACCCAAAGGAGUUAGAGGUAGAAGGGGUAAUGCUGGCAUACCAGGUUCCCUGGGAGAUCCAGGGGACAAAGGGCCAUCAGGACCUAUGGGUGCCAAGGGACCAAGAGGCACCAUUUUAAUGGAACCUUGUGAACUUGUGAAUUUUACACGAAAAAACUGCCCUUGUUCAUCAGAUACAGGCACCUGUCCAGUUUAUCCGACUGAGGUGGUGUUUGCCUUUGAUAUGUCUGAAGAUGUUACUCCAGCUGCAUUUGAAAGGAUGAGAAACAUUGUUAUGUUAUUGCUGAAGACCAUUAAGAUCAGCGAAAGCAAUUGCCCAACAGGUGCUCGUGUCUCCAUUGUUUCUUUCAAUGUCAACACGCGUUAUCUCAUCCGUUUCUCAGAAUUCCAAAAAAGCAACUUGCUGCUCCAAGCAGUCCAGAGAAUACCACUGGAGAGAUCCACUGGCAAACGUAAUAUUGGGGCAGCCAUGAGAUUUGUUGCAAGAAAUGUCUUCAAACGGGUUCGUCAGGGCAUCCUCACGAGAAAAGUUGCCAUAUUUUUUGCCAACGGUCCGUCUCAGGAUGAUAUGGUUAUCAACACAGCUGUGCUGGAGUUGAGUGCCUUGGAUAUCACUCCAGUGGUUAUUGCCUUCAGUGAAGUGCCAAAUGUCAAACGUGCCUUUUCGAGUGAUAAUACUGGAAGAUUUCAAUUAUUUGUUUGGGAAAGACAACUGGAUGAGAGUUUGGACAGCAUCAUAUAUUGUACACUUUGCUUUGAUAAAUGCAAGCCCAGUAAGCACUGUGAAGUGCCCGUUUCUCUACCUCUUCAGAUGGAUAUGGAUAUCGCUUACAUUGUGGACAGCUCUCACAGCAUCACCAGUGAAGACUUUCAGAGAGCCAAAGACUUUGUGAGCGACAUGGUAGAUCAGUUUGAUAUUGCCUCACAGCCAAGUGAAUCACGUGGAGGCAUCAGAGUGGCAUUGGUACAACAGGCUCCCAGGGGCUUCCUGCCUGACAGAAGCAAAACUCCUGUGGCCUUGGAGUUUAAUCUAGGAACAUAUGUUAAUAAAGAUUUGAUGAAGAACCAUAUCCAGGAGUCUGUUCGCCAACUGGAAGGGCCAUCAGCCAUUGCUUCUGCACUACAGUGGACAGUUGAAAAUGUAUUUUUUAAAGAUCCCAGACAAAGAAAACACAGGGUCAUAUUUGUAAUAAUUGGAAGCAAAACAAGCACAUGGGACAGAGAGAGGCUGAAAGAUAUUUCACUCGGAGUCAAGUGCCAAGGAUUUACUGUAUUCACUCUUGCGCUUGGCAGUAAUGUAAAUGACAAUGAGCUGAUAGAACUGUCAAGCUCCCCGACAGAUCAGCACUUACUGACAUUGGGCAGGGUUUCAACAUCUGAGAUGGCAUAUGCACAGAGGUUUAGCCGGGCGUUUCUAAAUCUGCUACAACAAAAAAUUAACACUUAUCCUCCUCCUGAACUUCAAGAAGAGUGUGAAAACUUAGAUCGAGGUGACACACGAGAGCAAGUGUCUAUCACUGAAAGGACGCCUUUUUCCAGAACUGAUGAAACUGAUUACAGUGGCUAUUUAAAAGACAUUGAAACAACGGAAAGUAGAGUCCUGGAAAAAGUUAGAGAGAUUAGCACAGAACCUGUAUACACGGUUCCAGAAAUGGGAUAUGAUUCUGAGGAGAAUGAGUAUUUCACAGAGGAAGAUGCUGAAGGAGAAAAGCCACAAGAGUAUAGAGGAGCUCAGGAGAAAAAGGAAAACCUAGAGGCAACAUUGGAAACUGGAGCUGACUAUAGUGUUUAUGAUGCAUGCGACCUGCCUCAAGAUAGUGGAGAAUGUCAGAAUUUUGAUCUGAAGUGGUACUACAACAAAGAGCAGAAAAUAUGUAGUUGGUUCUGGUAUGGGGGCUGUGGAGGCAACAGAAACAGAUUUGAAACACAAGACGAAUGUGAAUUCUUGUGUGUAAAGUCUUUUUAG
This is a messenger RNA of Cygnus atratus (black swan), 7677 nucleotides long. RefSeq names its product collagen type VI alpha 6 chain (gene COL6A6). Lineage: Eukaryota; Metazoa; Chordata; Aves; Anseriformes; Anatidae. Gene Ontology annotation, molecular function: serine-type endopeptidase inhibitor activity. The record is from RefSeq and is a predicted model, not a curated record.